Messenger RNA from Cetraspora pellucida, 396 nucleotides. The record is from the annotation of a GenBank genome assembly. Lineage: Eukaryota; Fungi; Glomeromycota; Glomeromycetes; Diversisporales; Gigasporaceae.
AUGUUUCAAUUUACCCUUCCUACAGUACUUAAAAAUAUAACUGAUAAUGAAAUUAUUAAUUAUUCAUUAUUUGGAGAGUUUACAAUUACUAGUAAUCUUCUGAUGUUAUACAAAACUGUUUUAAAUACAACAUUAGAGAAAAAUAAGAAUGAAUUAGAAAUAGAAGAUGUACAUUUAGAAAUUAUAAAACAAAUAUCUUUAGGUUGUUAUAUUCUAGUAAAUGUUAUAAUCUUAGAACUUGGCGAUUCACCGAAUUGUGAUAUUAAUGUUCAUAAUUCAUAUGAAAUGUACCAUAAAGAUUUAUCUAUUGGCAAUGAUGACCAUCUUUAUAUUGCAUGUGAUCAAGCAAUUUUUGGAAGAUUGAUUUUCUAUAAAGAGAAACAUUCAGAGGCUUGA